Molecule: messenger RNA, 1835 nt
Organism: Osmia bicornis bicornis
Lineage: Eukaryota; Metazoa; Arthropoda; Insecta; Hymenoptera; Megachilidae
Gene: stck
Product: LIM and senescent cell antigen-like-containing domain protein 1
Exons: 7
Coding region: 370-1380 (336 amino acids)
Biological process (GO): positive regulation of integrin-mediated signaling pathway; cell-cell adhesion; positive regulation of substrate adhesion-dependent cell spreading
Cellular component (GO): cytoplasm; focal adhesion; cell-cell junction
Source: RefSeq, a predicted model, not a curated record
UUAAAUGAUCAUUACCGAAAGGCGGUGCAUUAUUUGCUGACGUAAUUUUUAUUUUAAACAUAUAGGGAAUCAUCGAUUUAAUAUGAAAUUCUGUCACAGUGUAUAUUUUUCAUACAAAGUUUUAUUUUAAAAAAUAAAGUGCAAAUAGUAUAUUUGUGACAAAUAUUAUCAUUUUUUAAUUUAGAAAAGUAUUUUAUAAAACACUUGUAAUAUAUAACGUUGAUAAUUUUCUAAGUUUUUGCAAAAAAUAAAAUAUUAACUGGUAAUGAAAAUUGUAAACUAUAGUUUUUCUUAGUUCUUCUUUAUCAUUAAAGAAUGCCAGGGUAAGCGCAUUUACUUCUGUUGCAAAACAUAGCAUUUGUUACAGAGAUGUCUUUGGAUCAUAUGUUUUGUUCUCGAUGCAGAGAAGGUUUUGUACCUCAUGAAAAAAUUGUUAAUUCACAUGGAGAAUUAUGGCAUCCUCAGUGUUUUGUAUGUGCACAAUGUUUUCGUCCAUUCCCAGAUGGAAUAUUUUAUGAGUUCGAAGGAUAUAAAUAUUGCGAACAUGAUUUUCAUGUCUUGUUUGCACCCUGUUGUGAAAAAUGCGGGGAAUUUGUUAUUGGCCGUGUAAUAAAAGCAAUGAAUGCUAACUGGCAUCCAGCGUGUUUCCGUUGCGAAGAAUGCAGUGGUGAAUUAGCUGAUGCAGGAUUUAUUAAGUGUCAAGGCAGAGCUUUAUGCCACACAUGUAAUGCACGUGUUAAAGCAGGAGCACUUGGAAAAUAUAUUUGUCAUCAGUGCCACGGAGUAAUUGACGACAAACCUCUACGUUUUCGAGGGGAGCUUUAUCAUCCGUACCACUUCAAUUGUACAGCUUGCGGUACAGAACUUAAUUCUGAUGCUAGAGAAGUUAAUUCUAGACCAGGAUAUGCUGCCAAUGAAAUGAAUGAGUUGUAUUGUUUGAGAUGUCAUGAUAAAAUGGGAAUUCCAAUUUGCGGAGCAUGCCGACGUCCGAUAGAAGAGCGUGUAGUAACUGCUUUGGGAAAACAUUGGCAUGUUGAACAUUUUGUAUGUGCAAAAUGUGAAAAACCAUUCUUAGGUCAUAGACAUUAUGAGAAAAAAGGUUUAGCUUACUGUGAGACACACUACCACCAACUUUUUGGAAAUCUUUGUUUUGUAUGUAAUCAGGUCAUUUCUGGGGAUGUCUUCACAGCUUUAAACAAAGCAUGGUGCGUUCAUCACUUUGCUUGUGCAUUUUGUGAUCAAAAAAUGAAUCAAAAAACUAAAUUCUUCGAAUUUGAUCUGAAGCCAGCUUGCAAAAAAUGUUAUGAUAAAUUUCCACAAGAAUUAAAGAAACGUAUGCGUCGUAUGUACGACUUAAAUCCUAAAAGAAUACCCGCUUAAAACUAUAUUAUAUCAUUUUAUUUACACUAAUUACAGAAAGUAAAGUAAAAAAAAUUCAGCAUAUUAAUGAAAGUUAACAGUAAAAUUUAACAUACCUAUGUACUGAUUGCUAAUAUUAAUCAAAUCACUGUAUUUAUGCUUUUGUUUUAAUAAUGGAAACCAUUUUUAUGUGUCUGAGCAUCUCAACAAUAUUUUCUUAUAUUCAGAGUGCCUUACUGGUGUAAAAAUGUCAAUUAAGUAUACUUAUAUAAAAGAAUUGAAAUUAUACUGUAGGAAAUAUGAUAUUAAUGUAGAUCUUUUGUUGGAAACGUAAUGAUUUUAAAAAUAAUAUUUGUUAUUAUCAUGUGUAACAUGUAAGAAAAUAUAUUUAUCUGUAAGUUUUUCACAGACUGUACUUUUGCAAACUAUGUAAAUUAUAAUACUGACAAAAGGAAAAUAAACUGAAUAAAUAAGAA